AUGGCGGCUGAUAGGUCAAUCCCUAAAAAGAGACAAACCGCUAUAACGGGCAGAAGUCCAUGGUGGUCUCCAGUCCUGUCCACUCUUAGACAGAACCUUGUCCGACAGAGGCGUCGCGGUCCAAUGAGCACCGAUAGGCCAGCUUACAACAAAUUGAAAAACGAAUUCCUGACAGAGACCAGGAAUCACAAAAGGGCCGCAUGGAAGUGCUUUGCGGGAGACCUCAAUGAGAACCCUUGGGGCAAAGCUUUCUCAUGGGCAAAACGCGGCAACUCAUGCAAUUCCAUGCCCAGCACGCUUUCUGGUGCGGAUGGUUCUCAAACCACAAACUGCCGCGAAACAGCUGACCUGGUUUUCAGCACAUUUGUUCCUCCGGACCCGCAUGGGGAAAUACCCGAAGCUCAUGGUCCAAUUCAGUAUAAAGACGAACUCAGCCCGGACAUUAUAAAAAAUGCCAUCUGGAAGAUGAGGACGAAUAGUGCUCCCGGAUCUGAUGGCAUCACAGCAGGCAUUAUCAGGAAAGCGUGGAUGCCACUUAGGGAUAUCAUCACGAACCUCUUUCAGAACUGCCUGAGCCCCACUGCUGGCUAUCACGAGCGCAUACGCAACGUCAUCCACGAACUGCCUGGCCGCAGUGGCGGGAACAAAACCCCUUGA
Macrosiphum euphorbiae (potato aphid) is the source of this 657-nucleotide messenger RNA. Lineage: Eukaryota; Metazoa; Arthropoda; Insecta; Hemiptera; Aphididae. The record is from the annotation of a GenBank genome assembly.